Molecule: messenger RNA, 3338 nt
Organism: Engraulis encrasicolus (European anchovy)
Lineage: Eukaryota; Metazoa; Chordata; Actinopteri; Clupeiformes; Engraulidae
Gene: ddx17
Product: DEAD-box helicase 17
Exons: 14
Coding region: 136-2184 (682 amino acids)
Biological process (GO): alternative mRNA splicing, via spliceosome
Cellular component (GO): nucleus; ribonucleoprotein complex; cytoplasm
Molecular function (GO): ATP binding; ribonucleoprotein complex binding; RNA helicase activity
Source: RefSeq, a predicted model, not a curated record
CUACAAUAACGACGCCAUUUUUGUCUUCCAAAGUGUUCGGGAAAGGAACGCGACCAGGGGCCUGUCAAAACAAAUCUCAAGAUUAUUUUUUGAUAUCUUCCAGUUGCACGGUUUAAAAAACAACCAGCCAACAGCAUGAGAGGUGGUUCGUCGUAUGGAGACAGAGACCGAGAUCGUGGACGCGACAGGGGGCCUCGGUUCGGCUCCAGUCGUGGGCGUUCACCGCCUGGGACGAAGAAAUUUGGCAAUCCAGGCGAGCGCCUUCGUAAAAAGAAAUGGGAUUUGGAUGAACUUCCUAAAUUUGAAAAGAACUUUUACACAGAACAUCCUGAACUUCAACGAAUGAGCCAGUAUGACAUUGACGAGUUCCGGAGGAAGAAGGAGAUAACUGUGAGGGGCUCAGGCUGCCCCAAACCUGUCACCAGCUUCUCACAGGCUCACUUCCCACAAUAUGUGAUGGAUGUCCUAAUGCAGCAGAACUUCAAGGAGCCCACUCCCAUCCAGGCCCAGGGCUUCCCUCUGGCCCUGAGUGGAAGAGACAUGGUGGGCAUUGCCCAGACCGGCUCAGGGAAGACACUUGCAUACCUGCUCCCAGCCAUAGUCCACAUCAACCACCAGCCCUAUCUGGAGCGAGGAGAUGGACCUAUUUGUUUGGUUCUGGCCCCGACCCGAGAGCUGGCUCAGCAGGUCCAGCAGGUGGCGCAUGACUACGGCAAGUCCUCCCGCAUCAAGAGCACCUGCGUCUACGGGGGAGCGCCCAAGGGCCCACAGAUACGAGACCUGGAGAGAGGAGUGGAGAUCUGCAUUGCCACCCCAGGCCGCCUGAUUGACUUCCUUGAGGUGGGCAAGACCAACCUGCGGCGCUGUACAUACCUGGUGCUGGACGAGGCCGACCGCAUGCUGGACAUGGGCUUCGAGCCCCAGAUCCGCAAGAUCGUCGACCAGAUUCGGCCCGACAGACAGACCCUGAUGUGGAGUGCCACCUGGCCCAAGGAGGUGCGUCAGCUGGCGGAGGACUUCCUGAGGGACAACGUGCAGAUCAACGUGGGAGCCCUAGAGCUCAGUGCCAACCACAAUAUCCUGCAGAUUGUGGACGUCUGCAUGGACAGUGAGAAGGACAGCAAACUGCUUCAGCUGAUGGAGGAGAUCAUGGCGGAGAAGGAGAACAAGACCAUCAUCUUUGUGGAGACCAAGAAACGAUGCGAUGACCUGACGCGCCGCAUGAGGCGAGAUGGGUGGCCAGCAAUGUGCAUCCAUGGUGACAAGAGUCAACCUGAGAGAGACUGGGUGCUAGCAGAGUUCCGCAGUGGAAAAGCCCCCAUUCUUAUUGCAACAGAUGUGGCCUCUCGUGGUUUGGACGUGGAGGACGUCAAGUUCGUCAUCAACUACGACUACCCCAACUCGUCCGAGGACUACAUCCACCGCAUCGGGCGUACGGCCCGCAGCACCAACAAGGGCACGGCCUACACCUUCUUCACACCUGGCAACCUGCGGCAGGCGCGGGAGCUGGUGCGCGUCCUGGAGGAGGCCCGGCAGGCCAUCAACCCCAAGCUGCUGCAGCUAGUGGACUCGGGUCGCGGGGGCGGAGGAGGAGGUGGGCGGUCUCGUUUCCGUGGCAGCGGUUCCAACUCCAACAACCCCAAUCUGAUGUACCAGGAGGAGUGCGACCGCCGCAUGCGCACCGUGGGCGGGGGCAGCAAGGACAGCCGCGGUGGCUCCAGUGGCGGCAGCGGCGGCUUCAGUCGUGAUGGGAGACGCGAUGGUGGAGACCGCUCCUCGUCCUCCUCGUCCUCCUAUCGCGACCGCAGUGGCAGGGAUGGACGCGACAAUAGCUACAGCUCUGGCUCCAACUCCUACAGUGGUGGUGGGGGGGGGGGGGGGGGGGGCAGUGGGGGUCAGUAUGGAAGCAGCUAUAGCAGUGGAGGAGGAGGAGGCGGCCAGUAUAACUCCAGAAGCGGUGGCCAAUCAGGUGGAGGUUCGGCAGGUAGUGGGGGAGGGCCUGACCAGUCUGGCCAACUUGGCAACAUGGGGGGCCGCUCGGGAAACCCUCCUCCGCCCCCCACCGGGCCACAGCCCCUCAUGGCCCAGCAGUUCUCCCCUGCCCAGCCAAUGAUGGGCUUCAUAGGCCAGGGAGGACCCUAUCAGUUUGCUCCGCCACCACCCCCUCCCCCGUCAAGGAAAUGAUGUCAUAACGACAUGUGUGAUGUCAUAAAGAGAUGUUGUUCAGAGUCGAUGUGCAGGAAGGCUUAGUGAUUGAGAAAAAAAACAGUGACGAUGCGGGUGGGGGGAUCCCAGCUCGAGUUGGGUGGGAGGUUUAGAGGGUUGUAACAUUCCGUCAUCUCUGUUUUUUGUGCAUCUUGUGUUCCCAUGAUGCAUACAGUAUAUAACUCAGAGUGCCCCGCAGUGCCGAACCGUGGUGUGUUAGACCAUAGCGCUCCCGGGGGAGUUUGUUGUCCACCAGGCUUCAGAUUAGUACUUUGUGUUUCCGAGCCAGAGCUGUGUUCUCAUAUACACGUAUACACUAUGGAUCCCUGUCAUCCAGAUCUUAAUUUUGUGUAGGCAGUUCCACACAAUUUCAAGUGUUGUGGUCUGAGUGACCACGAUUUCGAUGUGAGAAGAGGUUUAAAAACAAAUGUUUAUUUUGAAAAGUAGAUUAUGGCAGUUAGUAAACAGACACCAGCUUUAAUUUUGUAUCUCUGGCUGUAUUGUUUUGCAAGCAUCAUGUCAGGUUUUUUUUUCAUUUGCUUGAGAUGGUUUUACUAUGUGUUCUUUUUUCUGUUGUUUUUGGGUUUGCUCCUGCCUAGGCAUUUAACCCCUUAAACGAGAUAAAUGUACAGCCAUAGUCUGAUGAUGUACAUGACUGUCUAAUUAUUUUCCAUUAAGAUUGUUUUCUUUUUUACUUUGUCAUUGAGGUUGAUUCAGUCUGAAGACAUACGCAUACAUAGUGAACCAAAACCAAUUAAUUUCAGAGAACUUUUUUUAAGUUUGACUCCUUGAUACCUUCAGUUAGCAGUGCAGUCAGUUUCAUGUGUCUUUUUUUAAAUCUUUAUUGGGAAAGUUUGCGUCAUGUGACACUAUGCUUGAGUGUAUUGACAUUUUCUUUGAUGUGCAGUUGUGUGGAGUUCUGCCAGACCUCAUGUUGCCAGCCCUGUGUCUGCCCUUGCCAUACGAAUAUGCUGCAUAAUGCCUUUGAAAAGAUGAGCUAUUUUCAGUUAAGUCCCAUCCGACGUGAAGAACAAAUUUGUAAUUGCAAACUUUGAAUAUGUCCCUAAAUUUUGUAUCCUCAGUUGUGUGUGUGUCUACCUUUUUCAGAUUUAAAUAAAAUUUCCAUCAAUAUA